Nerophis ophidion (straightnose pipefish) is the source of this 3639-nucleotide messenger RNA. RefSeq names its product zinc finger protein 501-like. The coding region runs from base 312 to 1691 and encodes 459 amino acids. Lineage: Eukaryota; Metazoa; Chordata; Actinopteri; Syngnathiformes; Syngnathidae. Gene Ontology annotation, cellular component: transcription regulator complex; PcG protein complex. The record is from RefSeq and is a predicted model, not a curated record. The transcript is spliced from 2 exons. Gene Ontology annotation, molecular function: DNA-binding transcription factor activity, RNA polymerase II-specific; RNA polymerase II cis-regulatory region sequence-specific DNA binding. Gene Ontology annotation, biological process: regulation of transcription by RNA polymerase II.
GACCGAUCGGGUAAUAAAGCAAGAUGGCGUCUGACGGCGAAGUCCUAAACGCGGGCAUUAUAUUUCUGUAUUCUUACAUAUAUGUUGUUUAAUAGAGUACACACGGUUAAUAAUUGUUUGUAGCCGGAUACAUUAGUCUGAGCGCACUUUGACACUUCUCCUGUUUGCUAGCUUCACUUAAGGUAUCUCGCAGCUAGUUUAGCCGGCUAGUUAGCUUAGCUUGUUAGCUGCUAACAAAGAGACGCGGAAGUUAUUUAAACAUCGCUAAGUAGGGAACUAAUGUGAGUGUAAAGUGUUGUGAUUGUGUGAAAAUGUGCGAAAGAACGAUGGCAAAGUACGAGGAGGAACUUUGUCCAACAAAAGAGGAGAAGGAGCGACAACAUCAACUACUGGAUGUUUAUUAUAAGAAACAUCAUCAAGUUGUGUUACACAGAACAGAUGUCUGUGAAGAACAACUUCUGCCUGAAAAGCAGGAGUGUAGCUUAAGGAUGGUGAAGAAGGAUCCAUCAAAGAGGAAGAUGAGGCGCCACGGACCCUCUGGCGUCUUCUUUUCCUCUUUGACACAGACCCUUCCCUGUAAAAAGAAAGAGGAAGACUCACUGACCCACCACAUUAAAAAGGAAGAAGAGGAACACAGCAUCAGUCAAGAGCAUAUUGAACGACUGGUGUUCCCAGUGACUGGUGUCCCUGUGAAGAGUGAAGAUGAUGAGGUCAAAGGUGAAAGUGAGGAGCAGAGAGUGGUGGAGCCUCCGAGCAGCAGCUCAACACAACACAUGACAACAGAAGCUGAUGGAGACCACUGUGGAGGAUCACAAGCAGACAAGCUCUUAGCUCCACUAUCAGAUAGUGAGGACACAACGUCACACUCUCCUGACACUGAUGAUGAAGACUCUAAAGAUGAUAAGACAUGUCACACUGACAACACUCGCUUCGAAUGUUCUCACUGUGACAAAACUUUUCAUUACCAUUCAUAUCUGAAAAGACACAUAAGAACACACACUGGCGAAAAACCUUUUUCCUGCUCAGAAUGUGGUAAAUGUUUUUCACGAAAAAAGGGGUUAAACGAACACAUGCUAAUACACACUGGAAAAAAACCUUUUUCUUGUUCACUCUGUGGUAAAGGUUUUACACAAAGUCAGAAUUUGAAAGUGCAUAUGAGAACACACACUGGAGAAAAAGCUUUUACCUGUUCAAGUUGUGGUAAAAGUUUUACUAGCAGUCAGAGUUUGAAAGCACACAUGAGAACACACACUGGAGAAAAGCCGUUUUUCUGCUCAGAAUGUGGUAAAUGUUUUACUCACAGUCAGAGUUUGAAAGUACACAUGAGAAUACACAGUGGAGAAAAACAUUUUUCUUUUUCAAUUUGUGGUAAAGGUUUUACACAAAAAAAAUUGUUAAACAAACACAUGCUAACACACACUGGAGAAAAAUGUUUUACCUGUUCAAUAUGUGGUAAAGGUUUUACAGAAAGUCAAUAUUUGAAAAAGCACAUGAGAACACACACUGGUGAAAAAUCACAUUCCUGUUCAAUCUGCAACAGACGCUUUCGUCAGCGAUCAAACCUUGUAGUACACAUGAAAAGACACACAGGAGAGAAAGUGUUGAGUUGCAGUGUGUGUGGUGAAAGAUUCUCUUAUAAGUACCAGUGUAAGAAACACAAGUGUGCUGGUGAGAACAGCAGCAGCAAAUGAAACUGCAGGAUUUGAAAUAAACUGUCAAGACUUUAAUUUUGACCUUCUAACAACAUCAGCACGUAUAACAUGUGUGACAUUGUUGUUUGUGUAACACAAUCUUGUUAACAUGCUUCUAUAUUUAUACACCAUUUGUUUCAGCCCAUUGCGUGCAUUAAUAUGCAACAUUUUUUACUUUUAUAUUGACAUAAAUUAUUGCAAGAGGGACACUUUUACUAAAAAGGUCAGUAAAUCCAAAACAGUACAAAACAUGUGAUACAUGAAACGUACAUUUAGUGUACAUAUAUUUUAUCCAUCCAUUUAUUUACUGCUUAUUCCCUUUGGGGUCAUGGGGGCGCUGGUGCUUAUAUAUAUUUUAUACAAAAUAAUUUCCUUUUAAAACGUGUAACAUUGUUAUUUGUGUAACACUAUUUUAAUAUGCUUCUACAUUUAUAGAUUAUAUAUUUUGUAUUAGUGUUUUUUUUUUAGUCAAGUACAUGCAUUCAUAUGCAACAUUGUGUACUUUAAUUAAGAAUUGAACAGAACAAUUUGACUGAAAAGGUGAGAGUUAACAGUACAAGACAUAUUUUACAUACAUUAAAAAAAUGUGGGUGUAUAUAUAUUCAUCAUACACAAUUAGACUUAUUCAUAAUAGUGUUUUUAUAGGUGUUUGGAAUAUUGAAGUGUGACAUAUUUUUAUUUCUAAUUAUUUAUACAUACAUAAAUACACAAUACAUAUGUACUGGUUCACAUCUGAAACAUCUUCUGGACCACUUCAGGAAGCAUAUUAUUAUUUACUUUAUACAUCAUUUGAACAAUUGUCUUUUAAACAAUUUUAAAAUGUAUAACUUAAUGAAUUAUUUGUUGGAUUUCUAUAAUCCAUUUAAUUAAUGAUCUUUAUUAGUCUCUAUUGUAAUAUGAUGAUUGUGUUGUGAUUGUUUUAUGUAUGUCCCCAGACCUUUAUGCAAUAUAAAAUUGAGAGAAAAUGGCUGAAAUGUUUGUGGAAGGAUGGUUUUGUUUUUACAAACUUACAUUUGUGGAUAAAACCAACACCCUCAAUAUUGUGUUUUAAAAAUGUUUUAUGUUUAUCCAUCUAUCCAUCCAUUUUCUACCUCUUAUUCCCUUUUGGGGUACGGGGGGUGCUGGCGCGUAUCUCAGCUACAAUCGGGCGGAAGGCGGGGUACACCCUGGACAAGUCGCCACUUGGGCCAAUUUAGUGUUGCCAAUCAACCUAUCCCCAGGUGCAUGUUUUUGGAAGUGGGAGGAAGCCGGAGUACCCGGAGGGAACCCACGCAUUCACGGGGAGGACAUGUAAACUCCACACAGAAAGAUCCCGAGCCUGGAUUUGAACCCAGGACUGCAGGACCUUCGUAUUGUGAGGCAGACGCACUAACCCCUCUGCCACCGUGAAGCCCUCUUACCAGCUAAAGAGGAGAAAUAUAACCUUAAGGGGAAAAUUUAAAACAUUUGUAUGCACGUACAACACUUAGAACCUUUAGCAUAUCAGUAUGUGAAAAUAAAUUAUGGAAUGGAUUAAGUAAUUAAGUUAAACAUUGUACUGAUAUGAUCCAGUUUAAGAGGUUGUUCAAAUUAAUAGUGCUUAAAAAGUACAAAGAAGAAGAAUUAUGAGAAACACUUUUAACCUUAUUGAAAAUAAAAUAUUUUUCAUCUCAGUAUGCUAAUAUUGACUGAAUUAAUUAAUUACAUAUUACAAAACUGUUGUAUUACUCAUUCACGGAUGUGAUUUUACUAUUUUACUAUAAAAAAAGGUCAGUAAAUGAAUGUAUAUAUUUGUAAACACUCUGAAGUGGGAAAGGUGUAGGAUGAAAUAAAUGUAGCUUCUUCCUACUCCUUUUCGGACAUGAUGUAAUGUGAAAUGGUAUUAAAUUGUCUGAUGUAUUAUGUUGUAAGUAUGUUCAUGUUCGAAAUAAACUAAAGAAAGAAAGAAAAUAAAGAAAGUAUUGAUCGA